Messenger RNA from Cryptosporidium muris RN66, 2136 nucleotides. Its product is annotated as helicase. Bases 1 to 2136 code for a protein of 711 amino acids. The record is from RefSeq and is a predicted model, not a curated record. Gene Ontology annotation, molecular function: ATP hydrolysis activity; RNA binding; ATP binding. The transcript has a single exon. NCBI's taxonomy places the organism in Eukaryota, Apicomplexa, Conoidasida, Eucoccidiorida, Cryptosporidiidae. Gene Ontology annotation, cellular component: intracellular anatomical structure.
AUGCCUAAUAUUGAACAAUGCUCAAAAAAGCCUAGAAAAUGCUUAGAUUUAGAAGAAAAAGAAAAGGAAGACUUAGAGAAUAAGGAAAAAUUGAAUUGUUGGAAUGAUAAUAAGCCAUUUAGUGAUAGAUAUUAUGAAUUAAGGAAAUUUCGUAAAUCUUUACCAGCAUGGUCAGAACGUAAGGCAUUUUGUAAAUUAUUGAAGAAAAACCAAGUAGUAAUUUUGGUUGGUGAUACAGGAAGUGGUAAGACGACACAAUGUCCACAGUUUAUCUUAAAGUCAGGUAUCCACAACAAUCUGAAAAUUGCUUGUACUCAGCCAAGGCGAAUUGCUGCUAUUAGUAUUGCUGGACGUGUAGCUGAAGAGAUGGAUGUUUGUCUUGGGGAGGUAGUUGGUUAUACUAUUCGGUUUGAAGAUAAAACAAGUAAUAAGACUUUAUUAAAAUAUGUAACAGAUGGUAUGCUAUUAAGAGAGGCAAUAUAUGAUCGAAAUUUAUCUCAAUAUAGUGUUAUUAUUCUAGACGAGGCACAUGAAAGAACUUUAUCAACAGAUAUUUUGAUGGGAUUCCUUAAGGAGUUAAUAAAAAAGAGAAACUCUGAAUCAUCCUAUCCUUUAAAGUUGGUUAUUAUGAGUGCAACUUUAGAAUCUACAAAAUUUAAAAAUUAUUUUUUAGAUCCUCCUAUAUUUUCAAUCCCAGGUAGGAUGUUUCCUGUAGACAUAAUAUAUAAUUCAGAGGCUGCAGAUAAUUAUUUAGAUGCAUCUAUAGAGAAAGUUAUUGAAAUACAUACUAAAGAGGCCCCAGGGGAUAUUUUACUUUUUCUAACUGGUGAAGAUGAAAUAGAACAAGCAAAAAGGGGUCUUGAGCAAUUAGCUAAGCCUUUGGAAAAUCGUUUUGGACCACUAAUGAUAGUUCCACUAUAUUCUUCUCUUCCUCCAAUUCAUCAGCAACUAAUAUUUUCACCACCUCCUGGUCCUUUAUAUGCAGGUGGUCCUCUAGGCAGGAAGGUUGUAAUAAGUACUAAUAUAGCCGAAACAAGUAUAACAAUAGAUGGAAUUGUAUAUGUAAUAGAUCCAGGAUUUUCUAAGCAAAAAGUAUAUAAUCCAAGGACUCAAGUUGACUCUUUAUUAGUUUCACCUAUUUCAAGAUCCUCUGCAAAACAAAGAGCUGGAAGAGCAGGUAGAACGAAGUCUGGGAAAUGUUUCAGAUUAUAUACAAAGAGUGCAUUUGAGAAAGAUUUAAUUGAACAGACCUAUCCAGAAAUCCUAAGAAGCAAUUUGAGCCACAUUGUACUAACUUUAAAGUGUUUGGGGGUGGACGAUUUAGUUCACUUUGAUUUCAUGGAUCCUCCUGCCCCAGAGACUCUAAUGAGGGCUUUAGAGCAGCUUUAUUAUUUGGAAGCAUUGGAUGAUGAAGGAGAGUUAACUAAUUUAGGAAAGAUGAUGUCAGAAUUCCCAGUAGAUCCACAAUUAGCACGGAUGCUUCUUAAGUCUAGUGAACAUAAAUGUGUUAGUGAGAUAUUGACUAUUACUGCAGUAUUAUCUGUUUCAAAUGUAUUCUACAGACCUCGUGAUAAAUUAAGAGAGGCAGACGAAGCAAAGAACCGUUUUAUCCAUGUAGAUGGUGAUCAUCUAACUUUAUUGAAUGUAUUUAAUGCCUAUAAGGAGGCUCAGUUAAAAUCUAAAGAGAAGUACUUUUGUCAAGAUAAUUAUUUGAAUAUAAGAGCCCUUCAAUCAGCUGAUAAUGUAAGAUUACAACUUCAAAGAACUUUGGAAAAACAUCACUUAAAUGUCUUAUACAAUAAUUCAGAUGAAACAUAUUCCAAUAUUAGAUUUGCUUUAACUCAAGGAUUCUUUAUGCAAGUAGCCUUAUUGCAACGCUCAGGGCACUACUUAACAGUCAGAGAUCACCAAGUAGUUGUCUUACAUCCUAGUUGUGUUCUAGAAACUAGACCUGAGUGGGUUAUUUAUCAUGAGUUCGUCUUAACAUCUCGUAAUUACAUCCGAACUGUAACCAAGAUCAAAGGAGAAUGGUUACUAGAUAUAGCUGGAAAUUAUUAUGAUCCUGCAGAAUUCCCAGAUUCCGAAGCUAAGAAAAAACUCAGUAGUCUUAUUUCUAAUAGAAAAAGAUACUCAUAG